CUGACAGUAGUGCUUCCAAGUAUGUAGUUUAAUGUUGCGCAGGUGAAAUUAGCAGAGACAAGAAGGCAAUUUUCUUGUGGAACGCAACGCCCCUUGUUCAUGCUUAAAAAAUGGACGAUUCUUGUCACUGAUCGUGACAGCUAACUGAAGAGAAGUAUUCUAGCAACAGUAGGUUGCGAAGGUGCCAGAGGAUGGAGAGUGGGUGCACAGAGACAGUGAAGGAAGAUGAAGAGGCAUUGUGGGAAAAUGUGGAGAACAAUCGUUAUAUCCUUGCUCGCUAUAUCAGUCCCAACAAGUUAACCCCCUACUUGCGCCAGUGCAAAGUCAUCGAUGAGCAGGAUGAAGAUGAGGUGCUGCACUCGCACAUGCUGGUGUCCAAAAUCAACCGGACAGGGCGGCUAUUGGAUAUAUUGCACACCAAGGGUCAGCGGGGCUAUGUGGUGUUUCUGGAAAGUCUGGAGUUUUACUAUCCUGACCUUUACAGACUGGUAACUGGGAAGGAACCCACUCGCAGAUUCUCUACUAUUGUUGUGGAGGAAGGUCAUGAGGGGCUGACACAGUUCCUCAUGAACGAGGUGAUCAAACUUCAGCAGCAGGCCAAGGCCAAGGAUGUGCAGCGUGUGGAAAUCUUGGGAAAGCACCAGACUCUGGAAGAUGAGCACAAGAAACUCCGUCUAGUCAAUCAGGAGCUGCUCACCUUCCAGGAGCGCUACAACAAGAUGAAAGAGGAGAGGAAUAACUGCAUGGAUGAGCUCAUGAAAGUCAAGGAUGACAAUUACAACCUGGCUAUGCGCUACGCCCAACUUAGUGAGGAGAAGAACAUGGCUGUCAUGAGGAGCCGUGACCUCCAGCUUGAGAUUGACCAGUUAAAGCACAAGCUGAACAAGGUGGAAGAGGAGUGUAAGCUAGAAAGGAAGCAGUCACUGAAGCUAAAGAAUGACAUUGAGAAUCGACCUCGCAAAGAGCAGGUCCUGGAGCUGGAGAGGGAGAAUGAAGUGCUGAAGAUGAAGGUUCAGGAGCUGCAGUCCAUUCUACAGCCUGGAAAGCAGGUCCUGCCAGACUCAGAGAAGGCUAUACUGGAUAUCCUAGAGCAUGACAGGCAGGAGGCUCUGGAGGAUCGACAGGAACUUGUUAACAGGCUGUAUAACCUACAUGAAGAAGUACGCCAGGCGGAAGAGCUAAGGGACAAGUACUUGGAAGAAAAAGAGGAUCUGGAGCUGAAAUGUUCCACACUGGUAAAGGACUGCGAAAUGUACAAGAACCGCAUGAAUACCAUCAUGAUCCAACUGGAAGAGGUGGAGAGGGAGCGGGAUCAGGCCUUCCGUGCCCGUGAUGAAGCCCAGAACCAGUUCUCUCAGUGCCUCAUUGAUAAAGACAAGUACAGGAAGCAGAUCCGUGAACUGGAGGAGAGGAGUGAUGAACUGCAUAUUGAGAUUGUGCGGAAGGAGGCCAGAAUUGUCAACCUAGAGUCUAAACUCCGACGCCUUUACAAGGAUGCCAAUUGCUUGGAUCAGAGUUUACCCCGAGACAUUCCCAUAACAAUCAUGUCCCAGACCUUUGGACCUCAAGACCCAAAACCCAAUGGCCAAGAAGAGGAAUCUGAUGAGGAAUCUCCUGAAGACAAUAAGUUCUUUCAGCCUGAACCUCGGCUAAAACGCAGGCCUAACCUCAAAGGACUGACAAAUGUAAGAGUGAAGUCUCCAAUCACUGUUAGUAAGCCACCAGAUUUUCAAGCCGCGUUAGCUGUAUUAACUCCUGGGGAACUGUCUGAUGGGGCUAGCACAGGGACAGACACCGCCUCUACAACCACAAACAUGAACACAUCUGAGGUGUUGAAUAAACAUCUCUUACGGUGUCGAAAUGACAGUAUAAUGUCCACAACCGCAGAGCCACCAGGGAAUGACUCCAUUGUCAGACGUAAUAAAGAAGGGGAUCAUGAAACUCAACCAAGAAGCUUAAUGGAUUAUGAUUCUGACAGUGUGGAUCUUUGUGAUGAAGACACUGACACAUUCUCCCAUGGGCCUCCAUCUGUCCACUCUUCUUCAUCUUCUCAUCAGUCUGAGGGCCUGGACUCAUAUGACCUAGAGCAAGUCAACAACAUUUUCAGGAAGUUUUCACUUGAACGGCCCUUUAGGCCCUCAGUUACCUCAUUCAGCCGUGUCAGCAAUACCCUGAGGCCUGUGCAGGAUCUUUCUCUUCCUGGGGACUCUCUGUUGUCGGAGAUCACUCUAGUUGGAGGAAACGACAGUGGGAUUUUUGUCUCCUCUGUCCAGCCAGGCUCCAAUGCAGAGAUGGCUGGGCUGAGAGAGGGCCAUCUUCUCCUGCUGCUUGAAGGUUGUAUAAGAGGAGAAAACCAGAAGGUCCCUCUUGAUGCUUGUACUAAAGAAGAGGCUCGCUGGACACUGCAGAGGUGCAAUGGAACAAUCAAGCUGCAUUUCAGAUCCAACUUUGAUGCUUACAGGAAGCUGAUGAAAGAUCUGGAAGAUGGGUCCCUGGUAUCUGGAGACUCCUUCUACAUUCGACUGAACCUGAAUAUCUCAGGACAGUCUGACAGCUGCUCUAUGUGCAUGAAGUGCGACGAGAUUGUACAUGUGCUGGAUACCAUGUACCAAGACAAGUGUGAAUGGCUGUGUGCACGUGUCGACCCCUUUACAGACAAGGAUCUGGAGAAAGGCACUAUCCCAAGCUUUUCCAGGGCUCAGCAGCUGCUUCUUGUAAAAAUUCAGAAGCUAAUGUGCAGAGGGAGCAGAGAUGAGACAGAAAAUCUGCGUACACUCAGGAAUACGUUGCAGCCAGAGGAGUCUCCACCUCCCCCAGAUCCAAAAUCCAGCCCACGUCUGUCUAGGGCAAGCUUUUUCAUCGGUCAGAUCUUACAAUUUGUAAGCAGGACAGAGAACAAGUAUAAGAGGAUGAACAGCACAGAGAGAGUGAGGAUCGUUAGCGCUGGGACCUCCUCACUUCCACGGCCCAGUUUUGAAUCAGUGAAGACAGAUGACUUGGACACAGAGAAUGACCUGAACAAGAGUUUAAACUUGAUUCCAUACAGCUUGGUGACUCCGCAUCAUUGCCAGCGUAAACGACCUGUCCUUUUUGCACCAAACAGUCUGGCCAAGACUAUUGUACAGAAGUUCCUCAAUUUAGGAGGAGCCAUGGAAUUCAACAUAUGCAAGCCAGAUAUUCUGACAAAGGAAGAGUUUCUUCAGAAGCAAAAGAUAGAGCCUAUCAUAUAUUCAAAAGAGAAGCAUGCCAAUACAUAUGAAUGUAUCACAACAGAAAACAUUGAAGCUGUUGCUGCCAAGAAUAAGCAUUGCUUGUUGGAAGCUGAACUCAGCUGCACAAAAGAUUUGAUCCGAAGGGAAAUCUAUCCCAUCAUCAUCUACAUCAAAGUCUGUGAAAAGAACGUCAAGAAAUUCAGGAGACUGCCAUUAAAGCUAGAUUCUGAGGACGAGUUUCUGAGAAAGUGUCGCUCAAAGGAAAAGGAACUGGAGUCCCUCCCUUGUCUCUAUGCUACAGUGGAAGCUGAUUCUUGGAGUGGAGUUGAGGACCUCUUGAAAGUUAUCAAGGACAAAAUCCUGGAUGAACAGAAGAAGACAGUGUGGAUUGAACAGGACCUUCUCUAGUUAAUGUUCCAGAGUUGCUAAAUGAAGCAGUUAAUUUCCGAACUUUGUGAAUGAAGUGGUGGCACAUACUUUAAGGAUGGAACAAUGCAGUCUUAACUUUUCAGUGCGCCCAGACUGUUGCUGUUUUGACUUCAGUGGAAGUUUGUAAACCAUGUACAAAGAAAUGUACAGGAAAUGACUGCAACCAGAAUUUCUGCAGCUGAUUAAAAAUGUCUGCAGUAGA
Molecule: messenger RNA, 3843 nt
Organism: Lepisosteus oculatus (spotted gar)
Lineage: Eukaryota; Metazoa; Chordata; Actinopteri; Semionotiformes; Lepisosteidae
Gene: card11
Product: caspase recruitment domain family, member 11
Biological process (GO): regulation of apoptotic process
Cellular component (GO): cytoplasm
Molecular function (GO): CARD domain binding
Source: RefSeq, a predicted model, not a curated record